Scylla paramamosain (green mud crab) is the source of this 6410-nucleotide messenger RNA. It is a transcript of the gene kermit, whose product is annotated as PDZ domain-containing protein GIPC1-like. Gene Ontology annotation, molecular function: protein binding. The coding region runs from base 207 to 1193 and encodes 328 amino acids. Lineage: Eukaryota; Metazoa; Arthropoda; Malacostraca; Decapoda; Portunidae. The transcript has 7 exons. The record is from RefSeq and is a predicted model, not a curated record.
GUCACCCUCACCUUGACAGUCAGUCCCAGUGAGACCUUUGGAUGGGGCGGGUGUGGCACCUCGCGGCACUCAGGCUGACGUCUAGCUAACCCAGUAAUCCCGUUUUGAGUGGUAGUGUGUAGGCGAGCAGUGAGCAGAGUGUGUCUUAUGUGUGUUAGUAAACCCCCACCUUGCGCGUGACCCUUCCCUCUGCCACCCUGCCAGCCAUGCCGCUGUUCAAGGCGAGAAGGGCAGGCAAUGCUGUCAUGGAGGACCACCACCACACUCCUGCCAACGGUCACCACCACCACCACACAGACACCGCCUCCACCACAGCCGCGCCGCCCGAAGCCUCCACCGUGACCCGCCCCAAGCUGGUGUUCCACUGCCAGCAGGCCCAGGGCUCCCCCACGGGUAUCAUAUCAGGGUUCACCAACGUCAAGGAGCUCUACCAGAAAAUCGCCGAGUGUUAUGACAUCCCCACCGAGGACAUCCUGUUCUGCACGCUCAACACCCACAAGGUUGACAUGACCAAGCUGCUGGGGGGACAAAUAGGUCUGGAUGACUUCAUCUUCGCCCACAGGAAAGGUCGGCCGAAGGAGGUUGAGAUUACCAAGACAGAGGAUGCGCUGGGACUGACCAUUACAGACAACGGCGCCGGCUAUGCUUUCAUCAAGAGAAUUAAGGAGGGUUCCGUCAUUGACAGGAUCAAGCAUAUAGAGGUUGGUGACCACAUAGAGAAGAUUGAUGGCAAGUCCCUGGUUGGUCACAGGCACUACGAGGUGGCCAAGAUGCUCAAGGAGAUCCCCCGAGGCACCACCUUUGUCAUGAGGCUGGUGGAGCCCCUCAAGGCUGGCUUUGCCAACAUUGGGCCAAGGACUGACCCAAGAGCAUCAGGCAAGAAGGGAUAUGGCAGUGGCAAGCAAACACUGCGCUUCAAGGCCAACGGACAGGCAGAGGUGGAGGACGCGCCGGAUGAUCUCAGUACCUACGCAACGGAGAAGAUCAACGCUCUGCUAGAGAACUUCAUGGGCAUCAACGACAACGAUCUAGCUGCCCAGAUCUGGGAGUUGGGUCAGCAGAAGCAGAACACGAUGGAGUUUGCUGAGGCGGUGGAUGAGUCAGACCUGGAGGCAUUUGGAUUCACGGACGACUUCAUCUUUGAGCUGUGGGGGGCCAUCACUGAUGCUAAGGCCGGCAGGCUGAAGAAGUAAGGCCGGCAGCGGGCAUCAGGGUGACAAGCUUAGUGUGAAAGGCACUGCUGUGUAAAGGAAGGCUGAACAUUUGCACGUAUAAGGUUGCCAAGAGAGAUUCACGGCAGCAGCAUGCUGGGAAGGGAAGGGCAAAGGCUGGACCAUCAAGGCCAAGGUCAGGACCAAGGCCAGGAGGCAGGAAUGGGAAUAUCCAGAGUAGCAGCAUUCCAAGAUCUGAGUCCUGGUGGGGCAAGUAACAGCCUUGAUUUGCUUCAUGCCUUUCAGCAGUUUUCUUUUAUUAUUAUUUUUAUUUUUUCCAGGUUAAAUGUAUAGUAUAUUUUUUCCAUGAGAUUUGUAAGUGUAUGACAUAUCAUAUGAGUAAUGCAUCACAUCUCAUUGAAGUGUGCAGGUUUAUUGGGAACUCUUAAUUACAUAUAAACUGUUGUGACGUUUUGUAAGAGGGUUAUAGAAUGUACUCCAUACUAUCUUGAUUUAACACAUCUUCACAAAUUACAAUUGAAUGUGAAUAAAAGAAAAUGUAUGCAGGUGUGAAUGUUGAGUGUUGGUGUGGAGUGUAGAGACACCUGUCACCUGUGUGGCUUGGAGAACUCAGCCACUUGGGGUGAUGGUAGCUGAGUGGAGGCAGUUAUGUGAGCAUGAGUAGCAAGAGGUGUUGCUUUCAGCCAUCCCAAAGAUUAAUGCUUCUAUGCAGGAGGACAGAGGCUCACUCACUCUCAUUCACCACAAAGCCUCACUACGCAGUACACCCUCAUAUCUUCUCUAGUGUCAUGAACCCAAUCAUUAUUCAUGUCAUUUCUCCAUGAGUAAGUUACUGUGACAUAUUCUGCAAAGAUGUUUCUGCAGUGUAAAGCUAUGGAUGUUUUAAUGCUGGGGAGUAUACAUUGAAAUGUCCCACACUCACUCAUUCAUACAUACAUACAUACUUACAUAUAUGCAUACACAAAGCUUAAAAGGAAAGCACAUCAUCAACCAAAGACUUUUAAACUAACACAAUGUGAUAAUGUGCAAGACAAGCACAGGAAGGAACAAAUGCUUAUUUUAUGCUACUUACUAAUACUAAAUGAGACUUUAAGGCAGCUGUAACAUUUUGAAGUCAGGGAAGCACCCAAGAACACGUGUAGUGGUGGGACAAGCAAUCAGGACAGACCAGGAUCCACUCAGGCCUUGGUGACUGUCUUGGUCGGUUGGUGAGGUGCUGGUUUCAUGCCCCAAGGCCUUGGUGACAGUCUUUGCUGGUUGGUGAGGCACUGGUCUCAUGCUCCCCGUGGGUGUCCUGCCAGAAGGUCGACCCCUGCUGAAUACCUCUCGUGACCAAUUUGUCCCGCCUUUGUCCUGCUUGCAGAUCAAUUUCUCCUUGUGUCUGUGGUGUGCCCAAGUGGAGACAUGACACACACAUCCAUUGAAAGGCUCUCACCUACAGAAGGCAGCUCCUAUUUACCAAAUACCAUCUCAUCUUCAUUCAUAAUUUUUCAAAUCUCCCUAAGGCUCUCUGUCAUAUGUUUGCCUAUCAAUCAACUGCUAAGUGUAUUCCAUUCAUCCACUGCUAAUGUUUGUGAGCCACUUUCUGCCUAGCUCACAAAUAGGGUACUUGAGGAGUGGAGCAGUUAUUCCCAGAAACUGUUACUUGUUAUUGCUGGAGAUCAUGUUAAAGUUAAUCAUUAUAAAUAACAUGUAGUGAUUAGCAUUAAGGAAUCAACUGCAAAGAGAAUCACACACAGCUAGAUUUUGUCAAGGUUAACCUAAUGAGGAAGCAAGGUGAUUUCCUGCCAUCAGGUGACAGAUUGCCUUCAUCCUCAGACCAAUGUUCGUCUCCUGAAGUGAUGGGUCAUUUUCUUCCUCAAGCACUACAUUAGUGUUCUGUUGUUCUUUGGAAAAGUAGUUGAUCCUCUCUUGGAAAUAUCAAGGUUCUAAGAAAUAGGAAAUAAAUGCAAAAUAGCCUGCUGCUGUUCUUUAUUCUCUUCAAGUUAUUUUAUCUGAUAAUCCUCCCUUGAAAAUUGUUAAUUUUAUGAGAAGGAACAGGAAAGAGGCAAAGAUAUUUGUUGUUGUUGUCUAUCCUCUGAAACAAUAGUUUUAGGGACUUUAAGGCCACUACAACUGUGUCUUGAUGAGGAAGAUUAACUACAGAAAUCUGUCUGCAACUAAGGGUAAUUAAAGCAGUGUGAUUGGUCUUACUAAAAUAGGACAGCAAUGUCUUGCAGCCACAGACUACUGCUGCAGGGUCCACAACCAUAACCAAUUAUAUCAUGGCUUAUAAGAGGCAGCAUAUUCAUGUAUCAUAGGCAGCUGAAGGCUUGACAGCAGUCUGUAGGCAAGGAUUAUUACAGAACAUUUACAAUGCAGUGUCUUGGCAAUGUAAACAUACACAUAAGGACCAUGUUUGUUGCUACAAACUAAAAAAUACGUGUCUGCUUUGGUACAUGUGUCUGGGAAUGUAUGCUUAUUACAUGAUGCUCACACAUGCUGUAUCCUUAAGCUGGUGUAAUGAAGUAUGCUAAAAGGGCAGCUAAAGUUGUGAAUGACUAUUCUACACUUAACAUUUAUUGGCCAAUCUCAGAUGUGAUGUGUUUGUUAAGGUGAACCAUGAACAGGUUAAUGUGUGAUUAGGUUGUGUCCAGGAUAGAUCUCUAAUGUGUAGGGGGCAAUUGAUAUGUUAUCAGUCAAAAUAAAAAAGGGGAUCUGAUGGUAAAGAAGCAGCUACAAAGAUGUGAUACUGGACUGUAAUGAAGAACUAAUCUAAAACAAAGCUUUAUGUAAGAAAUCUAGUAUGUAAUGGAUGACUGAUUUAUUAUUGGAGGGAAUGAAACAAUGAGGAUAAAGCAAAUUUACAAAGGCUAUGAUGUUACCAAGAACUGACUUAGUUCCAAGCUGUGCAUCACCAUUAUGUAUUUAGGCAGGUGGCUGGGAUUCUAACCCAGGACACCACAAACAGCAGGUGCAGCUGUUGUCACUCAAUAUUGUCUAUAUGAAAUUAUUCAGUAUCUUUCAGAAAAGUCAUAUUCCAGUUUUGUUUAUAACACAACAAAUUGACUUUGUAUUCCUAGCAAAACUCAGAUAUACUUAAUCAUAUGGUAACAAGCAGUCUGCCAUCUUACAGACCUGUGAAUGAAGGUUUUGGAUGGAAAGUCAAUUGUUGUACCUUCUGAAACAAAACAGGAUUUUGUAGACCAGUUAGCAUGCAAGAAUAUCAGCUAAUGUUUGCAUAUUAAGGAGCAUGCCAUCAGGUCUAAAAGAUGAAAUGCAGUGUGCUAGGCAUAUACUGCUUUACAUACUGACCAGAAUGCAUCACUGCAAUCAUGGAUAAACCAAUUCAGUUUUACCUAGUGUUGUCAGCCACCCCAGCGCUUUGUCAUGCCACUGUGAAGCAGAGAUAGAGAGAAGAGGAAAGCAGCUCAAAGGUUCACAUUCUCAAGUGUUUGGGUGGCUCAUCUGGACUGCUUUUCACAGACUGUAGUGAAAAUUAUUGAGGUUUAAAAAAAUGUCAUGGUUAUAAUAGUUCAACAAGGAAUAUUUCUUAUCAGUGAGAAAAAAAAAAUGAGAAUCAGAGAAGGAAACAUUUCAUACAGGCCAAAGUGUGAGAGAACAUGCCUGCCUUAGCAAGGAUGUGCUGCCAGGACUGUGAUGUUAUAGGAAGACUGAGCUCAGAAUUUAGUAAUAGUUGAAAGUGUUUAUUUUGAAUGUGAAAGAAUUUAGAAAUACAUGGUGAUGAUGAUGAAAUUGAGGUUGAUGUGUUUAUAUUGCCUGAUGCAGAAUGAUAACCUCUUGAUUAACUUUUUAGGGGAUCAAGAAAUAUAGCAUAGGACUUUAUUUAUACAUGCUACAGACAACUGAAGCAUUCCAGCUAAUACAUUUUGUGUUGCUCAGAAAAACUUUAGUUGUGUAUGAUAGUUUGGGUGUGUGUUUGUGGGUGUUUUAAGGUGCUGAGUAGAAAAUGUAUAAAUGAAUGUAUAAUGUAUAAACAUGCACAUAUGGGCUGCUCAGAAUUCUAAAAUUUAUUAUCACAAUGGAGAGUAAAUAUUCUUGGAUAUAAGUAGAGUAAGAAAAGAAGUGAUAAAUAAAUGAGACUUUUGGCAAGUACAUGCAUUAAUUGUCAGAAGAUCAGGGUUCAGAUAAGCAGAUACGCAAGUAAUGCUACUCUUAAUUUAGACUUGUUAAUUGUUUUCUUGUAACAUGAAGUCUAUUCUCAUCCUUUUGACCUGUGAAAACAUAAAUGCAAGAAGAAUGGAGAUACUUAAAAAUUAUAAUAAUCCCUUUGACAGUGCUGGACAGUCAUUCACAGGCUGGUGCAGUCACUUCAUAAUUCAGCACAUAAAGAAAUAUAAGUGAGUGAUCCAAUACAGGUUUUUGUUAAGUCAUUCAUUUUGGUGUCAAGGAACCUUAAUGGGGAAAACUGAGGGAAAUCUUUAUUAUCAAAUGCGGAUGUAUAUUUAUGGAGAUAAUCAAAUUUUAUUCAUAUUUAAAAAAAAAAAUACUAUAUAAAUUUUUUAUGCAUUUGGAGGAAGAUAAUUUUUACAUGCCAAUAUAAUAAUGUUAUACAAGACUUCCACUGUUGUGAGGCAAUGUGAAGGUGUACAUGGUGUGUGGCGGUGUUGUAGGCUCAUCUCUGCCACUUUGACCUUUGCCAGAACACGCCUGGUUGGGCAACUCCUUAUGAUCCCCGAGGACAAACGUGAAGCAAAAUCAUGUUAUCACAAGUAGCGAGAAUAUGUAAUGACUUCAGGUGACAUUAGUGAGAUAAAAUCAUUCCAUUCUGUUGUACGUGAACUUUUUAUUCAUUUCCGGAUUGACAUGAUCUUUUUACGGGUUGACGUGAGGGGUCGUGGGAGGGGAGUCGAAGCCUAUCAUUUCAUUGUGGAUUUGAGAGGUGAUUAGAGUCCCUGGCAGUGAGCAAAGAGUGACGGAAUUAUAACCCAGUGACAUGAUUAGACUUAACCAACCUUACCUUAAGAAGAUGUGUGGAAAUUAUGAAUAGUAAUGCUAUUGAUGAUGCAUUUAUGAAAUUUAUACUUAAUAUUCAUAACUUUAUACAGUCAGAUUAAAAUAAUGAUAAAAAGAUAUAUCAAAACGAAAUGGACCCUUCAUUAUAGAAAUCAUAAUGAUUUGACAGGUUGUGUACUACUUUAACUAGGCAUGUAUUGUCAAGUAAGCUGUGUAUUUAUGUAUUACGAGCGGAGAACUUCCCUUGUACAGUUAAAUAUAAUGUGCUUUAUGUACGUUGUG